ACCAGCUGGCCCGGAUAAAUACAGACGCGGCCGGAGCCCGGGCAGAGAGAAGCGAUCGAGGGGCCUGGUCGUCGUCCAAGGGAUGGUGGAGGGAAAGCGGCGUCCUAAAUAACACGAUACCGUCCAGCUCAGGCGGCAUCUCCGGGUUUCCCUUCUUGGCUAACCGAGGCGUCGUUAGAGCUUCUGCUUUGGACGCAGCCCAAGGCGCGCUCUUCUUCUCUUGCGCCUUUUAUAUUUUUAUUUUAUUUUAUUUUAUUUUAAAAAACCGGCGGGCGUCUCUCUCUUUCGGUUGCCCGCAAUGCCUUUUCUGGGGCAGGACUGGCGGUCGCCGGGCCAGAACUGGGUGAAGACGGCGGACGGCUGGACCAGGUUCCUGGACGGGAAGGAGCACGGCGGCUGCGACAACGAGAGGAACAGUUACUGCUGGAAAGAGGAAUUCAACAAGGAGAACAUCUUCCACAACCUGAACUGCGAUGUGGCUGCAAAAAAACGAAAGAAGGACCAGCUGAACAAUAAGACCAGGAUUCAGUAUUUUCACCAAGAAAAAUGGAUUUAUGUACACAAGGGAAGCACCAAAGAAGUGAGUACCCAUUAUUAUUUUAAACAAAUAAUCAUUUUCCUUGAAAAUUUCCCAUCUCUUCUGUCACUGUUUCCAUCGAAUGCGGUUGAUAACAUGGACUACAUGCCUUUGACAAGUGAUGGUGAUAUGGGAAUGUCCCUUUUCUCUCAUUUCCCCCAUCAAGUUCUAGAGGAUCAACAGAAUAUCAGACUGAUAAAAGAAUUGCUGCAGACUCUAUACAUGUCACUUUGCACCUUGGUCCAGAGUGUUGGCAAAUCCGUUCUAGUUGGCAACAUAAACAUGUGGGUCCACCGAAUGGAGAUGAUUCUUUAUUGGCAGCAGCAGCUGAACAAUAUCCAGAUCACCAAGGUGAGCAAAGGUGUCAGAAUAUUCAUGACUGGCAGAGACAUGGUAACAAGGUCAGCCGGCACCGAUCACCCCUGUACGGCUAACAACCCCGAAAGCUGCUUGACUGCUCUUUCGCCGCAAGACUUUAUCAACUUGUUCAGAUUCUGAAUUCCCAAAUAAUUUCACUCCCUGUCGUACUGUUCCGAUGGGACUCUUUACGCAGCUGAGCAAGAUGGCUCAGUUUGUAUCAUAGCUUGUAAAUAACACGGCUUGGUUGUUCCUGAGUCAGAGAAGACAAGAGACUUUUAGGAGGCAGAAGGAGCCAUAAUCUCGUGGCCUUGGACUCUUGAGAGAACAUAGCCUCCUAGUUGGACAUAUGUAAAAAGGCAAGAUUUUUGUAAAUAUUAAGCUUGGUGAGAAUUGGUGUGCAAGCUGUCGGGGACAAUCCAUUUAGGAAAUGCAAAGAAGAGUCAUCCUUGCAAAUAUUUGGAAAUGUCUUCUGGAUUUUCAAAGCUGGAGGAAUGACACGCUACCGUCAGGUUAAAACUUGGAACGGUUCCCAACUUUGCUUUUUAAUUUGUUUGCAGAAGAUAUUUAUACCUAAAACUUUUUUUAAAAAAGAGAUUUACAAUGAUAUAUCCCUUUAUUCUUAAAAAAAAAAAAGAACUGAAUCCAGAUAAAAUAAUAUCCCAGUUUCUACCUCUUGAAACAGCUUUCCAAAUAAACCAGUGUGUGGUAUGAAGCAUCUGUACGUCAUCUAAAGAGUUGUUGUUGUUGUUGUUGUUUAAAAGAAACUGUUGAUAGUAGCUUUCCUGGUGCUGCUUUUUGUUAACACUUAAGUUUUAAUUUAUCUGGCUGCCUUUUUUUGUGGUAUUUAAAUGUAACUGAGUUCUGGGAAAUUUGGAAAUUUCCCUAGGUCGAUCUUGGAUACCAUUGAAGGCGGACUAUGUGGCUUAGGAAACUGGAUAAACUACUUGAGUUGAGAUUUUACUAAAAACAUCAUGUUUCGAUUUGUCAACUUCAUGUGCAAUGCAGAGAUGUUUACUCAUUAUCUUAACAAAAAAACACCAAGAAUCUUUGUGCAAUUUCAAUGUGUAAGGUCACCUCUCAAUGAGGAUUGCAAUAUUUGGGCUACAAAAUACGAGCAGCCGCUAGAUGUCAGCAAAGAGUCACCAUUUCUUAAACUAACUCUUUGCUGACAUCUGCUGGUCGUUGCGCACUUUGCAACCCAGGAAUAACCACCUUAUCCUUAGAGGGCAUCCUAUGAUUUCAGGAACCCAGUUUGGCAGUUUCCGUAUCAUUUGAUGUUAAAAUUGGUAAUGCCACACAGGUUAUACCCAGAGCCUUCUUGGGAUAAAAAAUGAGUCAGCCAGGAAGCCUCUUCCUAAUGGUUAUCCUGAGUGUAGAUAGCAUAUCUGAUUUUAAGAAAAAAUAGAGAUACUGUACAUGCAUGCUACAUAUCCAAGUACCGUGUUUCCCCCCAAAUAAGACAGGGUCUUAUUUUCUUUUGACCCCUGAAAUAAGCACUUGGCCUUAUUUUCAGGGUGGUCCUGUUGUUUUUGGGGUGCAGGAGGCAAGCGUGGUGACAUCAUGGCUGCUGGUGUCUUGCAAUAUUUUCGGGGAGGGUUUCUUUUAGCACAUGCACUCAAAAGCCCAAUUGGGCUUAUUAUCCGGAGAGGUCUUAUUUUGGGGGAAACAGGAUAAUGACAUUUCUAGUCUCAAAUUCAGAUUUCAUUAUAGCUGAGAAAGAGUGUCUGAAUUACCAAGACAUUACCUUAGUCCUUGAGGCAUUCCCACAGUAUAGUAGGAAAAAUUCCCAUUUGGGCAUCGUCUUUGCAUCAGAGGUUGAGGGUUUGAGGCACUAAUGUGGUCAGGAAAAUAGGAAGUCAGACUGGAAUACAGGUAGUUCUUGACUUACAAUCAUCUGUUUAGUGACAAAGGUACAACAGCGACCCUUUUGUAGCGUUUAAAACUUCUCACAAUAUCCUUCUGAUCACAUGAUCAAAAUUUUGGCGCCUGGCAACUGGCAUUUAUUUACGACGGUUGUGGCAUCCUGGGGUCUUGUGACUGCCAUUUGCAACCUUCCCAGCUAAUUUCCAAUAAGCAAAAUCAAUAGAGGAAACCAGAUUCGCUUAAUAACCAU
Molecule: messenger RNA, 3050 nt
Organism: Thamnophis sirtalis
Lineage: Eukaryota; Metazoa; Chordata; Lepidosauria; Squamata; Natricidae
Source: RefSeq, a predicted model, not a curated record